UUAAUUGUAAUUAAUGUUUAAAUAUAUUAUUGAUCUUUUAAAUUUACAAAUGUGAACCAAAUAUUAUAUUAGAAUGGAGAGCAAGAAGGAUAUUUACAAUUUGUGGGUGCAAUAUACGACAAAAAACGAUGAAUCCUACUUUCGUGAAUUCAUCGAACGCUUUGUUGCAAUUUGGAAGCGACAAUUGGCAAUUGAUUUCACAAAGGAAUGUCCGCUAUGGCAUGAAGUGCGUCCGGAUAGUGGACCACAUCUGGGACGUUUGCCUGACGAAUUAUUGCCAGCAAUUGGAAAAUUCAUAAUUAUAGCGAGAGACCAAAGUGAAAAUGAUAAUCUCACAGAUGAAGCUAUACGACAGAUUGCUGUACUAAUAGAUUGUCUUAUAAUUAUAUGCCGCCAUUUUGACAAUAUACUAGCAAUUAUUAAAUAUGAAUAUAAAUCGAAUAUGAUAGCGAUACUAACCAAUGUCUUUAAGCAGACUAUAGAUAAACAAAGUGCAUCAAUGGAAACUAUACAUUUAUUCCAAAGCUUUUCCCAAUUUCUAGAAGUUAUGUAUGAUCCAUAUCUUACAUGGCGUAGUUUCUUACGUGGGGUAUUCGCUGAUUAUCAAAAACUCUCCUAUAAACCACAUACAGUACACGUUGAAAUAGUACCUUUUAUAUAUGAUUGCUUUCAAAAUGGAGAUAUAACAAAGAUUCCAGAAAUUGGUGAAACAUUAGUAAAUACACUGGGUGCCGUAAUCUGUGGAUCACAGAAAACAAUAACAACUAUAAAUACUAAAACUGAGUUAAACACUGGUGAAGGCAAUGAAAUCUGUGAUAACUUGCGUAAUGGUAUGCGCGCCAUAUGCCCAGCAACUGUGUCAGUUAUAAUGAAUAUCCUAACAAAAUGGGAGAACUCAAGUGAUUUACGUAAGAUAUCUUUGAAAUGUUUAGCACUUAUGGUUAUUGUUUUGCAAAAGUCUAGUCCAGAAGAACGCCAAAUAGAUUUAACUACAAUUAUACAACUUUACUGUGAUGCCCUACUUAAACUUUUAACUACAGAACACUUUAUUAGAGAAGGCAGCUCUUUCGAAAUUUCCAGUGAAAUGGAAGAGAAUGAUGCGGUGGUCGAUGUUAAUGCUUUAGCAACAACUAUUGCCAACAUACGCGUAUUUUUAUCUGAUUCAGCAACUGCAGCGUAUAUAUGUGAUGCUAUAAAUGAUACUAAUUUAUUGGACAUAUUAAUCAGUGUGCCCAAAAAUAUUAAGGAUUGGAAUAUAAACUAUUCUGCCACAAUUUGUAGUACAAUUGAAACACUUGCGGUAAUAACACGUAAUUCCUUAUGCGUUGGCGAACAAUUACGUGCAUCUGGGAAAGUUGAUAAAAUGUUUAAAAGUCUAAAAAUAUUAGGUGUGCCAAACGAAAUACUUCUAGAGGCAUGCUUCCAUCUUGCAUACGAUGACGCUACUAAAUUACUUGUGCUACCUGAAGUAAUAAUUCAAUUAAUUGAAUGGAUGCCAGAAAUUCAUGAACGUGAGCAGACCUUUUUGAGCGGUUUAAUAUUGAAAGGGUGCACAGACAACUACGCAACAAAAACUAUUGCUUGCGAAAAUCGUACUAUUAAAGCUAUUUGUGAAUGCCUACAAAACUACAAACAACUCUCAGAUGCUUCCAUACAAAAUUUUAUUAAAUUAAUUGAAGAACUCUGCAAAUUAAGUAUUUUACCCAUUGAACUAAAGCGAAUAUUUAGUUUAUUACGACAAGAAAGUGAAUUUCCACAUUCCAAACAAUUAUUACAGACUCUAGUCACGAUAUCAUUACAAAGUUUAACAAGCUCUAAUUUAUGUUCGCAAUAUUUCUCGAUUAAAAAUCCAAACGAUGGCAUUAUUGUGCCUGAUAUAAGAAACUGGACUAUGUCUGGUGCAUAUGGUUUUAUAUUCCAUAUAUUAGUUAAAUUAAAUGAGAAGCCAAAUAAAGAUAAAACGAAGAAAAAUGAAGUAAGUGAAGACAAUAGCCGACCGAAUUGCAGACGUAUGCUGUUAAAUUUACGUACAGGUACCGGUAAUGGAUUUGAGAUUUUUAUACAAAAUAGUGGCAAUAUUGUAGUUGCUGCUGUGACGAAACGUGAAUAUUUGACUUCAGCCGUAACAACUAAAACAUUACUUGAUGGUCAGUGGCACUAUGUAACCGUUGCUAUAACGCCACCAAAACGACCUUUUUCAUAUAGCCAAAUAAAUGUUUACAUAGACUUUAUGCAAAAAUUGAGUGCUACCCUCAAAGUGCCAGCCAUAAAUGAGCCAUUCGUUUUCUGUUCAAUUGGUUCAGCAGCAAUACCUACACUGCAUCAUGAAACUUCAAGCAAUAUGAUAACAUCAACAUUACCGCGGUCCUCCUCGCAAGAGUCAGGAUCUUCAACUUAUAAAGGCAUGCUUCCAAGUUUACUAGAGCGUACAUUAUCCACAAAUGUUUCUAAUUAUUUUACUUUACCCUUACGAACGCAAACGUCAUUUGAUCCAAAUGUUAAGAAUUUUCCCAUUGGCAUGCAUGAGACAGUAUUUGGUGAGCAAACUUGCUUACGCGGUCAUAUUGGUGCAGUUUUACUUGCUGAGCCUACUACAAGUUUAAAAACUGUAUUCGAUACAGGCACAAAUUUUGCUUCCAUAUUCUCACAGGAUAAUGAUUUACUUGAAUUAACAUCACGUUUUGUUUUCUGUUUCGCACCUGGUGCAUAUUGGCAAGAAACUUGUUUUGAUUUGAUACCUAGUGGCAGAUAUUCCGGCACUAUUCGAGCACAACAUAGUAGAAUAAUAAAAUUACAAGAUACUAUUAAUAGUAUUGGUGGUAUACAAGCUAUACUACCUAUUUUAUAUCGCUUUACCAAAGAGCUGGAUGAUUUUUCAUUUUCUAGUGACGACAACGACAGUGUCUCUACGAACAGUGGUGAACCACUUAAAACACCAACAGCUGAAGAAUUUUCGGAUUGGGAGGUGCUCUCCUCUAAUUCAUAUACAGAAUGGAAAAUGAUACAAUCACCUGUUGCUAGCUUCAUAUGCUUCCUGCGAUAUUUAACACAUGAGCAUGACAAUAAUCAAGAAAAUAUGUUAAACAGUGAGGUUUUGCCUAUUAUAGGCAACAUGUUGAUUAAGUGUCCCUCUCGUUUAUUUGACGUUAAUGCAUUGAUGGCAACGCAUCUUUUCAUAGAAUCAAUACAGGGUCACAAAUCAAGCAAUGGCAAUAAUAAUGCAGCUUUACUUGAAGCACUUUAUACUGAUAUUGCUUUUAAUUUUGGUAUAUGGUCUCGUAUGAAUUUUCAAAUCACUCUUGGCCAUGUGCAAUAUUUAAGUGCUAUGAUUAAAAACGAUCGUAAAUAUUUUAGGAAGAAGUUUGGCAUACAAUUUUUUUUAGAUGUCGUACGCCAAUUCUAUGGUACGCCCGAUAAUAUUACACCAGAGGAUGCCAAAACCAUACGUGCCACACUUUUUGCUGUUGUGCGAUUUUAUCUGCAAAAAGAUUCAAAUAUUAAGGAAAUAACGGCUAUUAUAGCUUUUCUGUCAUCAGUACGACAGGAAUUGGUGAUAAUUGAAUUUCUUGAAAUUUUAACAUUCCAUGCGAAAAGCAAAAGUUGCAAAGAUCAAAUGAUAUUGCUGCUACAUGAGCCAGCUACAGCCAAUUUACUGUAUAACUAUUUUGUUGACAAAAAUUAUAAUACUGAGAUACAAGAAGCUGCUAUAAGAUUUAUAAGUGGUUUACUCACUACAUCCCGUGUGCAUCAAAAAUAUAAACAAAUAUUGCGUCUACAUGAUCAGAGCACUGAUAUAUCCAUGUUUCCUGGGUUUUUCUCGUAUUUAAUUCCAAUGACACUGAGCUCAACCAUACUUUUUCAUAUGGUCGAUGAAAUCCUAAGUGCUGAAACUGAUUUCGCUGGUUUAGUUUUUCUUGUACAUCACAUUAGCUCAUGUGAUUUACCUAUAAAAUUAGAAAUCGCUAAACGUUUGCUGCAAAUAACUUUUGUUAAACACAAUUCUCCACAAGCAAUUGCCAAACAAACCGGGUGGCAAGAAUCUAUAGCAAGACUUUUGAUACGUAAACCUAUUACAAACGUUAAACCAGAUGAAGAAAAACGGAAAAGUUUUGGCAUAAAUUUAGACGUGCUGCUAGAAGAUAAUAAUGAAUUUAAUAAUCAAGCAGAUUUAAUUAGUUUUUGUGAACAACAAAUUGAACUAGAUCAAUUACAACAGGACCAUAGUGAUGGAGGCUUAAUAUUAAAUGAAAUUCAAGCCAGUGUUACAGAAGCUGCCAGCGUAAUUGAAAGUGAAAUUAAAGAAUUGGCAGAAUCUGUAUCGGAUGUAGUUGUAGAAAAUGUGUCGUCAGUAUUUUCCGUUAUACGUCAAACAACCCAUGACAUUCAGGAUACAUUUGAAUCACUGGCCUUAGGCACUUCCAAUGAGUCAGAAACGCACCAUUCACGUCAGCGUACGGAUUCAGUAAGCUCUGAUAGUACAACACAAUCUCCGCAAACAGUAACGAAAAAAGGUGAUUCCAUUGAGACUAAUGCAACAUUUGAUUUCUCUGCUGACGGUGAUGUGGAUAAUGAAGAGCAGCUAGUUUAUUUAGUGUCUAAUGUUUUAUUUACUAUUUUCUGGAAUGGUGUCAGCAAUGAUCACCCACUUUGCUGGAUAGAACGCGGUCAAGUCUUGGGUUGUAUAAAUUUACUUGCAUUAAAUAAUGAAUUAGUAACUUCACAUCUUUCAUUGCGACUACGAAUACUGGAAAUGGCUGUUCAAGCAUCAUUAUUAGAUUUAUCCGAACAUGGUAGUCAGACAUUAAUUAAUCAAGAAAAUGCUUCACAAAUUCUUCGUAUGGUGUAUGACUUAGUUGUAUUGGGUUCAAAUGAAGACGAAUCAAAAAAGUGCUCCACAAAAUUGCUUGAUGGAGUCCUUGCUUUGUUAGAUGCACUUAUGAUAUUCCAACAGGGGUCUUCAGAUGGCUGGUCUGACAUGAUACGCUUGUGUCUAGGUUUAUUACUCAAAUGUUCUUAUCAUCCAAAUCCUGGUGUUGUUGCAAUGGCUACAGCAAAGUUACAUGCUAUAUUACAAAGUCGCACUACUUAUGAUCCACUAGAAUUAGCUUAUUUAUUAUAUAGUAUUAAUCGAGCCUUGGAUAAUGCAAUUGAAGUUGGCAAUCCCGAGGAAUACUCAUUUCUUAUGCCAGUUAUGAAAGCUUUAUUGGAAAAAUGUCGAGAUGUUUUUAAUUUGGAAACAAAUUUACCAGAUUUACCACCAACUUCGUCGGGACCAGUAUUUUUUAAUGAUUUUCAAAUGUAUAGUACAAGCAAAAAAUGGCGCAAUUUUAUAGAAAAAAUUACAAUGUACGCUACUGCACAACUACGUUGA
Molecule: messenger RNA, 5371 nt
Organism: Teleopsis dalmanni
Lineage: Eukaryota; Metazoa; Arthropoda; Insecta; Diptera; Diopsidae
Product: neurobeachin-like protein 1
Exons: 22
Coding region: 74-5371 (1765 amino acids)
Source: RefSeq, a predicted model, not a curated record